AUGUUCAAGACGAUGCACCUCGGCUACGGAAAAGUAGGCAGUGAGAGCUCCGAUGACGACGAGCAGCCAGGAUCCGGCCGCGUCACAAUAGGGACUAGAGUCUGCAAUACUAUCAGAUGGCUUCGAUGGCCGUCCACAUUCUUCCUACUCUUUCUCAUCCUCACAACCGAGAUGUCGAUUCUGCGCAGGCAGCCAGCCACACUGUCAAUCGGCAGCGAGAUCAACGGGAUCGUUCCUAAUUUCGGCACCUACCAAAAAAAGUUCACCGCAGACGACCGCUACAACUCCGACCACGAGACCUACGAGUCCUUCAACGAAACAAAGCAAAACUGGCUGCACCUCGCCCCCAAAGGCGGCGGCUUCAUCCACAUCCCGACCCCAACCACCUACACCCUCCCACCGCCAAUGCACUUCCCCGAGCUCCCCACAAAAUCCCUCUACACCCUCGCCGCCUUCCACCAAAUGCACUGCCUCUACCACGUAACCGCGUACACGGACACGCUAGUCCUGCAGCUGCGCGCGGGCAACACGACGGUUGACGAGCACCAGCUGUCGCACAACAACCACUGCAUCAACUACCUACGGAACGCGAUCAUGUGCACUGCGGACACGACGCUCGAGGGGCAAGCGCAGACGAAGGGGUGGCGGGAUACCGCUGGGACGGAUGGGACGGGGGGACUGCACGUGUGUCGGGACUGGGAUGAGGUUGUUGCGUGGGCGGAGGGAAGGAGGUUAUAUGACAUUCUGCAUUUGUAG
Molecule: messenger RNA, 756 nt
Organism: Ascochyta rabiei
Lineage: Eukaryota; Fungi; Ascomycota; Dothideomycetes; Pleosporales; Didymellaceae
Exons: 3
Coding region: 1-756 (251 amino acids)
Biological process (GO): mycotoxin biosynthetic process
Source: RefSeq, a predicted model, not a curated record